Dendronephthya gigantea is the source of this 342-nucleotide messenger RNA. RefSeq lists its product as uncharacterized. The record is from RefSeq and is a predicted model, not a curated record. The transcript is spliced from 2 exons. Bases 1 to 342 code for a protein of 113 amino acids. Lineage: Eukaryota; Metazoa; Cnidaria; Anthozoa; Malacalcyonacea; Nephtheidae.
AUGCCUUGGAGACCUAGCCAGCAAAAUCGUCUGGUGACGGAAAAAAGUAUUUUAGAAAAAUUCUUUCCUGGUCGAGUUCAGUGGAUAGAACCACAAGGUGACACAAAAGUUGAAGUUUCGCUCAACACAAACAAUGACCAUCAAUACCGCGUGAGAAUAUAUUUGAACGACGACUUCCCAAAUUCUCUACCAGAUAUGAUUUGUCAUUCCAAUGCACCACACUGGACUGACCGUGAUACUCUGUAUAAAGUCGUGAUGAAAGGGAGGUUGUGGUUGGAGGCAUACGAGGCAUAUUUGGAGACAGGCGCCUGCCUUAGUGAAUAUCUGGUUGAGAUGGCAUAG